CAUCCUCUUUUGAUUUUUAAACUUGACUAGCGAAAACCAAGGUAUGAGAAUGCUGAAUCAUGGCAGGAAGUGAGAUGUGCCUCACUGUCUUUCAGUUUACGAACGUGUCUUGGGUAUUUAUGAGUAGAGAUGUAGGUAUAUGCCCAGGAAGGAGUGGGUUGGGAAGUGGUAGUUCACAGUCUCACGUCAGGAUUGCCUUCCAUGAAUGUGUGUGGUGCAGAGAAUUAGACAGGAUGCCAACAGAGUGUCUCUUAGAAGUUUUGUGUUUCACGUCUUUUAGUGACCCCCAAGUUCUUUAUCUAGGAAAGUGGAACUGUGGUAGAAAGUGGAACUGAGACAUCAGUUGACAUGAGAACUUAGAUGCUCUUCUUCCAUGAUGAACUCAUGAACUUUCUGAAUUCUGUGGACUGAAAUUUCAAGCAUUAUUUUUUGACUGCUACUCACUGCUGAAUGCUCAGUUGGUGAAGGUGAAAGACUUUCACUCAGAAGAAGUAAAUCAAGAAGAAGUAGGUAAUCAGGUGACAUCUGAAGGUGUGUUUGAGGUGGUGGACUACUGAGCAGAUCCUUGGUAAAUCUUCCAGGAUCCGAGCCCGUGUGCUGCCGAGCCGCUGUGGAUGGCCCCAGCCCUGCUGGCCGCCCUUCCUGGGAGGAUGUCGCUGAGGUCCCUCAAAUGGAGCCUCCUGCUGCUGUCGCUCCUGAGCUUCCUGGUCAUGUGGUACCUCAGCCUGCCCCACUACAAUGUGGUGGAGCGUGUGAACUGGAUGUACUUCUACGAGUACGAGCCCAUUUAUAGACAAGACUUCCGCUUCACGCUUCGAGAGCAUUCCAACUGCUCUCAUCAGAACCCAUUUCUUGUCAUCUUGGUGACCUCGCACCCCUCAGACGUGAAAGCCAGACAGGCCAUUAGAGUUACUUGGGGAGAAAAGAAGUCUUGGUGGGGAUAUGAGGUUCUUACAUUUUUCUUACUAGGCCAACAGGCUGAAAGGGAGGACAAAGUGUUAGCAUUGUCCUUAGAGGAUGAACACCUCCUUUAUGGUGACAUAAUACGACAAGAUUUUUUGGACACCUACAAUAACUUGACCUUAAAAACGAUUAUGGCAUUCAGGUGGGUCACUGAGUUUUGCCCCAAUGCCAAGUACAUCAUGAAGACAGACACUGAUGUUUUUAUCAAUACUGGCAAUUUAGUGAAGUAUCUUUUAAAUUUAAACCACUCAGAGAAGUUUUUCACAGGUUAUCCUCUAAUUGAUAAUUAUUCCUUUAGAGGAUUUUACCAAAAAAACCAUAUUUCAUACCAGGAGUAUCCCUUCAAGGUGUUUCCUCCCUACUGCAGUGGGUUGGGUUAUAUAAUGUCCAGAGAUUUGGUGCCAAGAAUCUACGAAAUGAUGAGUCACGUGAAACCCAUCAAGUUUGAAGAUGUGUAUGUUGGGAUUUGUUUGAAUUUAUUAAAAGUGGACAUUCACAUCCCAGAAGACACAAACCUUUUCUUUUUGUAUAGGAUCCAUCUGGAUGUCUGUCAGCUCAGACGUGUGAUUGCAGCCCAUGGCUUUUCUUCCAAGGAAAUUAUCACAUUUUGGCAGGUUAUGUUAAGGAACACCACAUGCCAUUAUUAAAAUGACAUUCUACCCAAAGCCAAGAGAAGGGUUUACUUUGUGGAAAGUGUUAAAGUUAGUACUGUGAAAUCUCCAGUGGAAAACUCAUGGGAAGGUCACCGUGUGGCUCACACAGAACUGAAGCUCGUGAAGGACCCAUAGCCUGGAGGGUUGCACUUGACCUGCGGUUUAUUUUGGCAACAAUCAAGUCAGGCCUUUUAAAGAUGAUAUUCAGAGGAAUUAAACAUCUUAUAAAGGAAUGAGAGGUUUUUGUUAAUAAAAGUAAUAAGACCAAACAAUUUGAACAUGUCAUUCUAUAGACUAGAACUUGUUAAAAGUGUUUCAUUAAAUUUUAAGCUCAUUCGUCCGUAACAACAAAGCAGUGUGGAAUACUAGUCCUUGAAUAGUCCAGUCAGUUCAGGGUUUUGUGUAUACGUUACAUGGAUGACCAGUUUUUUAAAAUACAUAGUUCUGUGUAAAACACUAUAAAGUCAUACCGAACAAAAUUUCAUCUGUUUUUGGUCAGAAAGUACUUCAAGAUGUUGCAGUAUCUCAGAAUUAGUUAAUAUUACUUCGAGUUUUGCACUUUCUGGGUAUUUGAAUGUUAUGGUUGUUUCAGUACUGUAUAAACAGAAUAGUGAAAGUCACAUUUUAUAUUUAAACUUUUUUCCAGUUACUUUGUUGAUGAGUUUUUUUUUUUUUUUUUUUGAUAGCUCCCUUAAUGUGAAGGCGUUGGUCAUUAUUGCGUACCAGUAAUUUGGACUUUGAUAAAUAUUUCAUCAUGGUAAUAUAGAGAAGAAUUAGAGCA
Molecule: messenger RNA, 2397 nt
Organism: Camelus dromedarius (Arabian camel)
Lineage: Eukaryota; Metazoa; Chordata; Mammalia; Artiodactyla; Camelidae
Gene: B3GALNT1
Product: beta-1,3-N-acetylgalactosaminyltransferase 1 (Globoside blood group)
Exons: 3
Coding region: 615-1610 (331 amino acids)
Cellular component (GO): Golgi membrane
Molecular function (GO): N-acetyl-beta-D-glucosaminide beta-(1,3)-galactosyltransferase activity
Source: RefSeq, a predicted model, not a curated record